Messenger RNA from Encephalitozoon intestinalis ATCC 50506, 543 nucleotides. Its product is annotated as putative Ser/Thr protein phosphatase. The transcript has a single exon. The record is from RefSeq and is a predicted model, not a curated record. Lineage: Eukaryota; Fungi; Microsporidia; Unikaryonidae. Bases 1 to 543 code for a protein of 180 amino acids.
AUGGCCAUCAAGAGUAAAAAAGGAUACAGCUGCGAUAUUCCGAUGAAGUCCAUAAACUCCCCACGGAAAAACACAUUACACGCACGGCUGAACCCAAGGUUUUCAUUCAGAAUCGCCUCGAGAGUAAUCCAUAGAAUCGUCGAUCCAAAGAAGCUAAAGAAAACUGAAUAUAUGACUAUUUUGGAUUUCUUGAGAUUGUUGAGGGAAAAGACAAGUAAUGCCAAAAAUCCCAAAUGGAAAAGAAUAUUGCUCAUGUUUGUUAUUUCUAAGUCCUCUGUGAAGAUCUUCUUAAGCAAGGAGAUUCCUACAGAGGCUGCAAGCAUCCAAGUAAUUGGAAUCAUAGACAUGUUGAUCGUUAAUGCAACCAAAAAACAUAGAAUGCAAAAUAAUAGUUUGUUGAGAAAAAUCUUCCCUAGAAAGCUACCUAUUGCUCCACGCACCCCUCCAUACUCGGAGCUCAUUCCUAGAAGUCUUUCAUGCACUCUUGAGUCGGAAGCUAUCAUGCAUAACCCAACUAUUAUUGACAAGCAGAAGUUUCUAUAG